Messenger RNA from Morone saxatilis (striped sea-bass), 667 nucleotides. RefSeq names its product aldehyde oxidase 4-like. The transcript has 5 exons. Gene Ontology annotation, molecular function: iron ion binding; oxidoreductase activity. The coding region runs from base 284 to 667 and encodes 127 amino acids. Lineage: Eukaryota; Metazoa; Chordata; Actinopteri; Moronidae. The record is from RefSeq and is a predicted model, not a curated record.
CUCAGGAACUCUUCCCAGUGGAUUGUUUUUUACCUCUGGAUCCUUCUCAAGAUCUUAUCUUUCCUCCAGAGCUGAUGAUUAUGGAGAAGAAAGUCAAUGGAGAUGCUCUUUAUUUCCAAGGGGAAAGAGUGAACUUGGUUGAUCUGUUUAAGCUGUCACACCUCUUGGAGCUCAAGGCUGAACACCCUUCGGCUCCACAAAUACGACCUCAGCAGUGUUUUGGCUGCUCUGGACUGCACUCUGCACGUCAUAUCCAAAGAUGGGAUGAGGAGCUUACCCUUGGAUGAAAAACUCUUCGCUGACUUUGGAAAAACAGUCCUCAGGCCCGAAGAAGUCCUGCUGUCCAUCGACAUCCCCUACACCAAACCUCUCGUAUCAGAGGCCCAGCCCUCUCCUGGUGGGUCGUCCCAGCAUGCAUCAGUCUGCUUUCCAGCAAGCCACAGGUGAAGCAAAGUACUACGACGACCUGCCGCUGGUCCAGGGAGAGCUCUUCGUCUUCAUGACGAACACCAGAGCCCAUGCUAAAAUAAUCAACAUCGACCCGUCAGAGGCCCUGCAGAUGCCCGGGGUGGUCACUUUUGUCUCUGCUGGAGAUGUUCCUGGGGCAAACCGCAGACUCUGGUUCAAUAACCCAGAGGAACUGUUUGCAGAAGAAGAGGUACGUUAA